AUGUCAACUGGAGAUAAAUCCAAUGCUGAAAAUAGAGAGAUUUUAAGCAGGGCUGAAGCUGAGUUGAAGAAAUAUAUGUACAUAGAGGAAGAGUACUGGAAACAAAAGUCGGGGAUGAGGUGGUUUAAACAAGGCGACAAAAAUACCAGAUUCUUUCAUAAUUACAUGAAAGGGAGAAGGAAGAAGCUUAACAUAACAGAGAUCCAAAAUGCGCAAGGGGAUUUGGUAAAAACGAUUGACGAUAUUGGAGCUAAGGCAGUCUUGUUUUUUGAAGGGCAAUUCAGGGAGAAUUAUAGACAUGAUUCAGAUGACAUGCUCAAACUAAUUCCUAAAAUGAUUACAACGGAGCAGAACGAGGAGAUGGGAAGAAUUCCAAGCAAAGAGGAAAUCAAAGAAGUGGUAUUCUCCCUUAAUGGAGAAAGUACGGGUAGUCCUGAUGGUUUUUCGAAAACUAACAUAGACAUGGUGUGGAGACUUAUUUCCAACAACUGGUACUCAAUCUUAGUUAAUGAGAGGUCUUAUGGUUUCUUUUGGUCCCCGAGAGGGGUAAAGCAAGGGGAUCCUCUCUUACCUACAUUGUUUAUCAUAGCGGCAGAAGUAUUGGCGAGAGGAUUAAACAAGCUACUGGAGGAUGUGGAUUUCAAAGGCUAUGGUCUACCUAAAUGGAGCCCUUCAAUAAAUCAUUUUCCCUAUGCCGAUGACACUAUUCUAUUCAGUUCAAGGGAAAGAAAGUCGAUUAGCAAAAUGAUGGGGGUGUUAAGGGAGUAUGAAAAAAUUUCAGGACAAAUGAUCAAUUUGAACAAAAGUUUUUUCUAUCUUCACGAUAACACACCAUUAAUAGUGGGUAUUAGAUUGCGGAGAAUUACAGGAAUCAGACAGGGUUCAUUCCCAUUCACGUAUUUGGGCUGCCCUGUUUACUAUGAAAGGAAAAAAACAUCAUACUUUGAGGAGAUGAUUAGAAAGGCUCAAAAGAGAAUCAUGACAUGGCAAAAUAAGUGGCUUUCUUAUGGUUGCAGGAUCAUACUGAUUGCAAAUGUGCUACAGUCCAUGCCAAUAUACUUACUAUCAGCCAUUAACCCUCCAAAGAAGAUUACUGAUCAACUCCAUCAAGUAUUUACAACUUUUUUCUGGAGCAAAAUAGGUGGAGAAAGAGGGAAGCACUGGGUAGUGUGGAAGGAUAUAUCAAGAGCUAUGUUUGGGAAAUUAUGGUGGAAGUUCAGAACAUCGACAUCUCUGUGGAGGACCUUUAUGUGGAAUAAAUAUUGCAAAAAGGUUCACCCUUUAAUUGCCAAAGGAACUGGGGCUUCCAAUACUUGGAAAAAGAUGACUGAAGUAAGAGAAGUUAUAGAGCAUGAGAUCUGGUGGCAAGUUAAAUCAAGAGAGGCCAGUUUUUGGUUUGAUAAUUGGACCAAACAAGGGGCUCUUUAUUUCACUGAAGAUCAGGCAAGUGGGGAGGAAGAACUAGAAAUCCGACAGUUUAUCACUGAUGGAGAAUGGGAUAGGAAUAAACUUUGA
Molecule: messenger RNA, 1515 nt
Organism: Solanum tuberosum (potato)
Lineage: Eukaryota; Viridiplantae; Streptophyta; Magnoliopsida; Solanales; Solanaceae
Exons: 2
Coding region: 1-1515 (504 amino acids)
Source: RefSeq, a predicted model, not a curated record